UUUCAUUUUGCUUUGGAACGCUGCUCUGAUGACUGGUUGGUGCUAAUUGUCCAUAAAGAGAAACAAUAUUAAUUUUAUUAAAGGGCUAAAACUAAAAAAGUACGACAGUAUUUAAAUGCAGUCUUAAAAUAUUGUAUAGCAUCCAAAGCUCAUUGCAAUUAUAUCGAUUCAAUUCAUUGCAAUAAACAAAAACACGAAAAAAUAAAAGACUCUUUAAAAAAUGAAAUUUACAUCUUGUGAUAAAAGCAACAAGGAAAAUAGCAGAACAGCAAAUGCAAGGUUUUGUGAGCAGUAUAGUUUUUUGGAGUCUCUUUUUGAGCAGUGGAAUAGUUGUGAGCGUACAGUCGUACUAUGUGCUCUCUUGAAACGCAUGUCCUUUUCGAAUCUCAAAUUUUUACAGCUAGCGAUUCAGCAAAAUAUCAUUCAGAAUUAUGGGCUACAAACAAAAUAUCAAGAAGAAGAAAGGGACUCGAACGAUGUUGCUUUUUUGAACCAGCUUGCAAAUAAAUACAAAAAAUUUGGAAAAGAUUCAUCAAAUAAUUGCUUAUCUAAAGACUCGUUGCUACACAACUCAAUUUCGUUUGCAAACUCUACUGAAAAUCUCGAUCAUUAUCAAAAGAAGCAGGAUAUUCUAACAGACCUUUUAACAUAUUUACCGUUGCUUAGACCACAAAAUGACGAAGCAAAAUCUGUUUAUAUGAAUUUAAUACCAUUUUUUGUGGAAGACUCUAUUCAACACAUUGUCCCAACUGAUCUGGUCCAACAAUUUUUUUCUUAUCUCCUCAUUCAUCCAGCAAUUACAUCAGAAGACCGCCGUUCUCUUAGUCAUUGGCUAAAACAUCUGCAAGAUCAUAUUUCGUCAAGCCUUACAACAAAACAGUUGCCUCUUGAUAACAAUUUUAAGUUUUCCGAUUUACAAUCACCAUAUUUAACCUCUUCCACUUCGUCACUAUCGUCGGCAUCAUGGAAAACCACUUUAGGUAACUUACAAACGGGCUCAAUGGUGUAUACACCAUCGCAUCAUGAUGUUUCAGACUGGGAUUUGACUAAUAUACAAAUGACUCAAGAUUUUUGCGAUGACUUGAAACAAAUUUCUUCUUCAUCUACCAAAAUUUCAAAAGCUUCGUCAAUCGUUGUAGGCAAUAAUUCUCAAUUGAAUCAAAACAACCAAAAGAACGCAUCCACUAGUCAUUUAGGCAAAGAGAAGGGAGGCAUGGAUGAUCUUCAUGUGUCUUUCAGUAAGAAUGGCACCGAAAUAUUCGACUUCGAAUACGAUGAUUAUAAAUCAAACACACAUGUCGGAUUUGAAACUAUAACUGGAACCGAUUAUUUAACAGUACCUGAAAGUAGUGGAGGAUCAUGGAAUACGAAUGGGACAGUUAAAACACGUCGUUCAAACAGUUUAACAACAGCAACUAGUUGCCACUCAAAUCCAUGUUCAUCUGUUGAGAAUCUUGCAAUCACCCAAAAACCUAGAAGUUUUUCGUUGUCGGGAGACAGUCUCCGAACAAACUUAACAUCACAUAGUUCAGAAACUCGUCUUGACGACAUAAUAAAGCCAAAUCAUGUAAGAUAUUCACAUAAAGUUGGUAUGAGUGGAAUUGGCCAAUGGCUUAAGACUUUAAGAUUGCACAAGUACGUCUGGCUUUUUACCAAUCUCACAUAUGAACAAAUGCUUGAUAUUACUGAAGACUAUUUAGAAAAUUUAGGAGUUACAAAAGGUGCAAGGCACAAAUUAGUUUUAUGUAUCCAAAAGUUAAAGGAUCGAUCUUCUUUGUUAUAUCAAAUUGAAAAUGAUUUGAUGACUGGGGUAAAACAACCUCAUCAAGUAUUAGAAGAUAUGACAACUAUUGUAACGACGCCAAUGAAACCGGUCGAUGUCUACAAUAAAGAUGAUGUUGCAACUUUAUUUUAUAAAGUUGUGGACGCAAUUGUAUCGAUGGUAGCAUCUAAACCGAUUUAUAAUCAACAAGACGAAGAUACUAUUAAUGUGGUUCUUUGGUUGCUAGAGCGUUCAUUACAUAAUGAAGCUUUUAUGGCACAGACUAAUCAACUAAAAGAACAUAAAUUUAAAUUGAGUAAAAUUAAAAAUCAAUAUUUUUCUUCAAAAGGACAUUACAACAAAAAUAGCGUGAAUAACAAUGGUUUAAACAAAUUACGAUGGAAUAACAAUCAAAAACAUAAAUCUGGUAGCUCUGAAGGUUUGAAGAUGCAUCGAAAAAAUUCUAACAAUAUGCAAAAUUUUCCAAACUUUUCUGCAAAACACAACAACUAUCUUUCAAAUAAUCAAAACGCAUUACAUCAAAAUUCAUCACAUGUAAAUAAUAACAAUAACUACUAUAAAAGUUCUUCCUAUCCAAAUUUCACAUCUUCAAAUACAAGAGUAUUAACGAGCAAUGUGCUGAACAGUGUAGUGACUUACAACGAGAAGGAUGUAUAUCCUCUUCGUCCAUCAUCUGGAAGCCAGGAAGUACAAAAUCGUGAUAUUCAAAACGUUGUCCAUGAAUUUAAUGAAUCAUAUCGACACUCGAUUAGCAAUUUGAUAUCGAUGCAGCCUUUAAUUAUGCAGCAACCAAUACAAAUAGUUUCUGAAGCUAAGCCGAAAAAAGUCGACAAAACAGUUUUGGUUAAAUGUGGAUCAAAGUCAGAGACAACCAAUGAAGCUAAUCAAAAAAAUAAAGUUAGCAGUAUUGGUGACAUAAACAGUCGUCUUGAAUUUUUAUGUUUACAAAUGACAGAACAAGCAAUUAAUUAAAUCAUUCAUACAAAUUUUCUCAACCAUAAACAUAAAAAUAUUAUAUUUUAUAAAGGUCUUAUAUUCAAUGAUGAUUUAUAAAAACGCUUAGUUUAUUUAUUAACAAAGCAUUGGUAAAAAAUGUUCAAUUUUUAUUAAUUGAAUAAUUUAUGUUAUUUUUGUGUUAGUUACAUAAACACUACAUAAUAAUUUUAUUUAAAAUCCUAGUGAAAUGAAAAUUUUUGAAUGUGUGAUACGUUAUAAAAAGCAACAAAAUUGGUUGUAAUUAUUUAAGUUGUUCAAAAAUAUAGUAAAGUUACUUGUAUUUAUUAAUUACGUACUACAUGUUGACCUUAUCGUUUGAAAAAAAAUAACGAUUAAAUAAAAAAAUAUUUACAA
Culicoides brevitarsis is the source of this 3133-nucleotide messenger RNA. RefSeq names its product protein Smaug (gene smg). Gene Ontology annotation, cellular component: P-body. The transcript has 5 exons. The record is from RefSeq and is a predicted model, not a curated record. Bases 221 to 2755 code for a protein of 844 amino acids. NCBI's taxonomy places the organism in Eukaryota, Metazoa, Arthropoda, Insecta, Diptera, Ceratopogonidae. Gene Ontology annotation, molecular function: protein binding; translation repressor activity; mRNA binding. Gene Ontology annotation, biological process: regulation of mRNA stability; negative regulation of translation; regulation of DNA-templated transcription.